CUCAAAAUCAUGUUGAUAUUUAAUUGACUUAUAUUAUAUCAUUCAUUGAGAUUAAAAUUUUCCUAUAUAUAAAACAACUGGAGAAUUUAAUAAUCAUAAUAGUUUAUUCUUGACGUUAACGCAUAGAAGUUGAAUGAACGUGAAUUAUUAUAAAGGAUUGCAAUGGUUUAUUGGACUUCAGUAACCCUAUUCAUAGGGCUCGCCUUUACUUUACUUUUUAUGUUGUUAAACUAUAUCCACCAGUACUGGAAAAGAAAGGGUAUACCUCAACUAGAACCAAUACAUUUAAUAUUUGGGAAUUAUAAACCAAUGGUUACUGGCGAAACAUCUCUUCAGAAUUUCUUUUUGGAUUUAUACAGAAAAGUAAAAGUAUUAGGCUACCCGUACAUGGGCUUAUAUAACAUGUGUUAUCCCACAUUAAUGCCUGUAAAUCUUGAGCUUAUUAAAAGAAUUUUGAGUAAAGAUUAUAAUUACUUUGACAGUCACGGCUUUUACAGCCAUAAGUCCGAUGUAUUUUCUAUGAAUCUUUUUAAUAUUGAAGGAAAUGUAUGGAAGAAUAGGAGAACUAAGAUGACACCAGCUUUUAGUUCAGGGAAAAUAAAACUAAUGCUUGAAACCCUGCUUGAAAAAGCCAGUCAGUUAACGAAUGUUUUGAAAAACGUUGCUGAUUCGAAAAAACCGAUUGAUCUCAAGGAUAUUUUAUUAAGAUAUAGCACUGAUGUUAUAGGCAAUGUUGCAUUUGGACUUAAUGUUGACACCUUAACGGAUCCAUCCGAUAAAUUUAGUGAACUAGGAAAAAAAGCUUUAAAGCCAAGCCUAAUAAAAAUGGCCAUUGAAACAAUAUUACCACAUAACCUAUUGCGUUUACUUAGAUAUCAAACAACGCCGAAAGAUGUUCGAGAAUAUUUUAUUAAGGUGGUUUUGGAUACCAUGAACUUUAGAACAAAACAUAAUAUUGAGAGAAACGACUUUAUGCAAAUGAUGAUACAACUUAAUAAAACGGGAUCACUGAAUGCUGACCCAUCAAAAACAGACAGCAAAUUGUCUUUGACAAUAGACGAAGUUAUAUCAGAGUCUUUUCUAAUUUAUCUGGCUGGUCAUGAAACUUCUGCUAGUACAUCGACAUUUGCAUGCUUUGAGCUUGCGCAACCCCAGAAUCACUAUAUACAAGAGAAGCUACGUGAAGAAAUUUUGGAGAGUUUAAAAAAACAUAACGAAAAGCUAACUUAUGAGGGUAUCACUGAAAUGGAAUAUUUGGAUAAAGUAGUUCGAGAAACUUUAAGGAAAUAUCCGGUUGUUUCCAUUUUACCCAGAGUAUGCUCUAGAGAUUAUGUAAUUCCAAAUACCAAUAUUGUCAUUAAAAAAGGUACCAACAUACCUAUUCCAGUAAUAGGGAUACAUAUGGAUGAAGAAUACUAUCCUAGUCCUGAAGUUUUUAAUCCAGAGAACUUUAGUAAGGAAAAUGUAGCGUCUAGGCCAGAUUUCGCUUGGUUACCUUUUGGUGACGGACCAAGACAAUGUUUGGGAAUGAGAUUUGGCUACCUGCAAGUUAAAGUUGUCAUUGCAACCCUACUAAGCAAGUUUCGCUUUACUCUUGAUGAAUCCAUGAAACCUCCAUAUGAAGCAGAUCGAGGCUCAUUAGUUUAUAUGUUUAAGAACCCUGUAAUGUUAAAAGUAACGAAUGUUUAAUUUUUAAUAAAUUUAGUAAUAAUUAUUAUA
Messenger RNA from Anthonomus grandis grandis, 1719 nucleotides. Its product is annotated as probable cytochrome P450 6a17. Lineage: Eukaryota; Metazoa; Arthropoda; Insecta; Coleoptera; Curculionidae. Gene Ontology annotation, molecular function: monooxygenase activity; heme binding; iron ion binding. The transcript has 8 exons. Bases 163 to 1689 code for a protein of 508 amino acids. The record is from RefSeq and is a predicted model, not a curated record.